This is a messenger RNA of Formica exsecta, 2260 nucleotides long. It is a transcript of the gene Apt1, whose product is annotated as acyl-protein thioesterase 2. The transcript has 7 exons. The record is from RefSeq and is a predicted model, not a curated record. Gene Ontology annotation, cellular component: cytoplasm. NCBI's taxonomy places the organism in Eukaryota, Metazoa, Arthropoda, Insecta, Hymenoptera, Formicidae. Bases 159 to 812 code for a protein of 217 amino acids. Gene Ontology annotation, molecular function: carboxylic ester hydrolase activity; palmitoyl-(protein) hydrolase activity. Gene Ontology annotation, biological process: protein depalmitoylation.
CGCACUUCUAUCUCGUCUAUAGAGAACUCAAUGUAGAGCGAAGAGAGAGGAAUCGUAUCUCUUUCUUCCGUUAUUCUAUAUUUACGAUUUUUACGGAAUUGUUACACACAAUUAUUCGGAUUUGUGUUCCAGGCCAUCAAAAAAAAAAGUUACAGGAAAUGACGAGCCCAGUCGUAAUUUCGGCCACAACUAAGCACACAGCAACGUUAAUAUUUUUCCAUGGAUUGGGUGAUACAGGACAUGGCUGGGCUAGUUCAAUGGGUGCUGUACGAUCCCCUCAUAUCAAAGUUAUUUGUCCUACUGCGCCUACAAUGCCAGUGACACUAAAUACAGGGUUUAGAAUGCCUUCCUGGUUUGAUCUACGAUCUCUGGACUCUAGUGGCCCAGAAGAUGAAGAAGGUAUACGUAAAGCUGCUGAAACAGUUCACUCGUUGAUAGCAGAAGAGGUUGCUGCUGGGAUACCUACCACACGCAUUGUUCUUGGAGGAUUUAGUCAAGGUGGAGCACUAGCCAUGUACAGUGCCCUUACAUUCCCAGAGCCUUUAGCUGGUAUCGUAGCUUUGUCCGCAUGGCUUCCUUUACAUCAAAAAUUCCCAGCGGAAGCGAUAGGCAAUAAAAACACUCCAUUGUUACAAUGUCACGGCGACUGCGAUCCAAUAGUGCCAUAUAGAUGGGGUCAAAUGACAGCAUCUCUUCUGAAACAAUUCAUGACACAGACAGAAUUUAAAACUUACAGGGGAAUGAUGCAUACAUCUUCCGAGGAGGAAAUGCGCGAUAUAAAGAAAUUCAUCGAGAAGGUACUGAAGCCGUAAUAGAUCAAAUUAAAUAUGCAUUGAUAUUUUAAUGGCUACCUUCAGCAUCUAAUUGUAUAUUAUACUGAAAUUAUUCCAAUUUUGCAAUUAUUUAAUUUUACAUAAGUUACAUGAACUUUAAAGACAUUAAGUAGAAAAUGAUUAAAAAUCUUCCGAAAUAUGGGAAAGAUGCAGUACUACAUAGGAAAAAAAAAUACUUUUUAGAGGAAUAUACUUAUUUACGAUCUCUAUAAUUUAUAUAUUAUCUAUAUAUUCAAACUUCAAUAGUCUAGUAUACCAAAGCGUUCAUGUAGCAAUACAAAUUAAUCCAUGUGGUUCUUAAUCCUUUUAGUAUGCAUCUAUAAUUUACUGGCAAAAAAAUUUAUUUUGAUUUCAUAUUUAUAACAUCUAUAUAUAUAUAUAUGUAUUAAUACAAAUACAAAAAUUAUAUUUAUUUAUAAGAUCCACAUUGACGUGGCAAUACAUCAUUGAAAGAUCAUAAUACGAAAAUGAUUUAUGUUUUACUCAUUUUUACGAUUUUAGUCUGCGACAAUAGUAAUAAAUUUACACAUAACUUUGUGUUAAAUUUAAAAUAACAUUAAGUUAGACUAGAGAGGCAAAGAGCUUUUCGCAUCAGCUUUUUUGUCGACGAAACUUCCAUCCUUUCGCUCCUAUAUUAUGUUCAGAUAAAUCUUGUUUGAAUACAAACGAAAUACGUCCAAGAAGGACUUAAAUAGUUCACGUAUUUGGGGCAGCUGUGAACAUUCUGCAUUUAAAUUUCUAUUUCGCGUGCGAUUUAAAGGUGAAAUGCUGCUAAAAAAUAAUUUUUGUAGUUUAUAUUAUCUAGAAGAUAGCGACACAAAAGUGUAGUCUGUGAUUACACAUUGUAUUGUCAAAACCUAUCUAUUAUCAUUUAUACCCACAUAUAUAAAUCAGGAUUCCCUAAACUAUAGUGCAAUUUGGCAUAGAUCCUUAACAAAAAAUAUAUAAAUUAUCGUGAAAUAAUUGAAUAAUUGCAAAUAUUUGCACAGUUUCAGAAAUAUAUUCUUUCAAUAUAUGUAUUAUUAUAGUUACGAUAUAAUUAUGUUAUAGUUGUGAUGAAGCAAUUAUAAGUCGCUUCUCAAAAAAUAGCAAGAUCGACUUUAGACCGUGAACUAAUUUAAGUUUGGGAAAUCCUGUGAUAUGUACUCCUAGAGUAAAUAUGGUAUUAAUAUAUUACACAAAAUUACACGCUAAUGUAUAUAAAAUUAUAACACUUUCGGCUGAUUUUAUUAUUGGUACUAACAUACACUAUCCAGUAGACAAAUAAUAAAUAAAUAUAAAUAAAUAAACAAAGAACAAUAAGCUCCGAAUAUUUUUCAUGAGCUUUCUUUAGAAAUAUACUUUAUAACUAGCGACAAAUAGGGCAUUAGUUUGUAAGUUGUGUAACGUUUCAUCUAUAUAAAUAAAGUGUAUAAACAAUUUCUUCC